GCGGCUCGAGUCACGUGACGGGGGCGGGGGCGGCCGCGCGUCCUCCCGGGCUGGGAGGGGACCCGGGAGCCCGGCCGACGGAGGAGGGGGCCUGGCCUCCCGCGUGCGCGUGACAUGUCUCUCGAAGACCCGUUCUUCGUGGUCCGAGGCGAGGUGCAGAAGGCGGUGAACACGGCCCGCGGGUUGUACCAGCGCUGGGGCGAGCUCCUGCAGGAGGGCGCGGCCGUGGGGCGCGAGGAGCUGGACUGGACGACCAAUGAGUUGCGGAACAGCCUGCGCAGCAUCGAAUGGGACCUGGAGGACCUGGAGGAGACCAUCGGCAUCGUGGAAGCCAACCCAGGCAAGUUCAAGCUCCUGGCCGAAGACCUGCAAGAGCGGAAGGCGUUCGUGGAGCGCAUGCGGGAGGCCGUGCAGGAAAUGAGGGACCAUAUGGUCAGCCCCACUGCCAUGGCCGUCAUGGAGAGGAACAGCAGACAGAUCCUGGCAGGCUCAUCUGGGGCCCCUAAGCCGUCCAGUGACCUGCUGGAUGCCAGUGCGGUAUCCACAGCUUCCCGCUACAUUGAGGCGCAACAAGCCACGCAGCAGCUGAUCGUGGAGCAGCAGAAUCAGCAGCUGGAGAUGGUGUCCGGGAGCAUCCGGGUUCUGAAGCAUAUGUCCAGCCGGGUUGGGGACGAGCUGGACGAGCAGGCCAUCAUGCUGGAUGCCUUCACGCAGGAGAUGGAGCACACCCAGUCCCGGAUGGACGGGGUCCUCCGCAAGAUGGCCAAAGUGUCCCACAUGACCAGCGAUCGCCGGCAGUGGUGCGCGAUCGCCGUGCUCCUGGGCUUCCUCCUCCUGCUGCUGGCCCUGCUCCUCUUUCUCUGAGCCGGCCAGACCCCCGGUGUGCGUACGCGGUGGAGCCGGCGCUCAUCCCAAGGACCUUCUCGUCCCUGAGCCGGUGGCACCCCCAGGGCCAGCGCCCUAACGCCAGUCUUAUCUCAAGUGCACUUAGGGUGUGGGUGGGUAGGGAGACACCCCUCCCUGUUUCUAAUUCCCACGACCCCAAGCCAUGUCUGCCUCAAACUUCUCUCCAUGCCAACCUGGAAAUA
Molecule: messenger RNA, 1088 nt
Organism: Sorex fumeus (smoky shrew)
Lineage: Eukaryota; Metazoa; Chordata; Mammalia; Eulipotyphla; Soricidae
Gene: STX10
Product: syntaxin 10
Exons: 8
Coding region: 115-864 (249 amino acids)
Biological process (GO): vesicle fusion; Golgi vesicle transport; intracellular protein transport
Cellular component (GO): synaptic vesicle membrane; endomembrane system; SNARE complex
Molecular function (GO): SNAP receptor activity; SNARE binding
Source: RefSeq, a predicted model, not a curated record